GCAACAUCGGGGAGGAGGCCCUCACUUCUGCGGCCACACAUCACCGAGCUGAAGGGUCGUUCAUUCUGCUGCCGUGGCGAGCGUUCCCUUCUAUUCUUCUUUUUCCUUUCUUCUUGAGGGACGUCCGAUAAUGUGGCGCACCUUUGCGCUGCUGAAGCCGGCAAAUCGCAAAGAACCGAACAUCGGACGUCUCCUCUACGGUAAACGCAAGAAUGCCGUCCUCCACGUCAGCGAGGCCAAACCCGGCGUGACAACCGUGCUGGCGCAAACCCCGACGGAGAAGCUCUCCGCUGCCGUGAAGCAUGCCCUGCGGGUCAACGAACUCGGCCGCGAUGAAGUUGUGUCGCUGUUGAAGCAGCACCGCGCCUUGCGUCGUCUCGACAGGACGGAGGUCCUCGUUCAGACACUGCGCGAGGCGCAGCAGCCUCUUACCGCACAGCACUACUGCAUCCUCAUGGCCCACGCCAACGACGAACGGCAAACACGCAAGGCACUGCAGUUUUGGAAGGCCGCGGUGGCGGAGGGAAAGGUCAACGAGCGGCUCCACGGGGCCUUGCUGUCCACCUACCGCAACGCAGGGAACUGGAAGGCGGCGAUGCAGCAUUGCGAGGGACUCUGGGCGGAUCAGCAGGUGCUGGAUCCGCUCGCCGUGCACGCCGUCAUGAACGCGUGCCGACGCUACGGCCCGUGGCAGGCGGGGUUGAAAGUGUUCUCGAGCGCCGUGCAGAGCGGCACGAAGCCGAACGGCGUGGUCUACUUGGAGCUGCUGCGGCUGGUUGCGCAGUCGACGAUGCCGGGCCGCUGGUCCUACAGUCUUGCCAUCUUGAACGCGCUGGAUGCAAAGGUGGAGCUGACGGCGGGGCACUACAACGCCGUGCUGUCCACGAUGGGCGGCCGAAAUUGGGAGAAGGGAAUUCAGCUCUUCCACGCAAUGCAGCAGCGCAGCAUUCAGCCCAGCGGAGAAACGUUGAGCGUGGUGCAGCAGCUGAACCCGCACAGCGUGUCCCACUGCAUUCGCUGCGUGGCGGACGCACACGCGCUAGGGAUGCCGGUCACGGACACCAUGUACCGCAGUGUGCUUCUGAACCUGUUUCGUAUGCAACUCAACCACGAGGCAACACAGUUUGCGGAGCGGGAGUACGGACUAGACCGCGCAGAUGCCGGAAACCCGGUGAGUCACACCCUCGCCCUGAGCAUUGCAUUAGUGGACGCUCUUCUGGCCCAUCCACGGCCGCACGACGCGCUGCUAGUGUACGAGUCGUUUCAGGAUAGGAUCGGCGAUGUGGUGGGGGCAGCGACGCGGCAGUUGGGGACGACGGGCUCGCUGGACCAGCGCUGGCUGGUGCAGGGCCGGGUAGCCGUGGUGGACCACAACGUGCUGCUCUCGUCCUCCUUUGAGUCCCUCAUCCACCACUAUGACUCGAUCUUUAUUCCCUUCGCGGCUGUCCGCCUACUCGCUCGCCGCGCCCGCGACAACGGCGACUCCGUGCAGGGCCGCUACAUGAAGACGGUCCUGCGUCGCAUCGGGCUGCUGUUGCGGCGUGAGGAAUGGCGGAUGCUGCGCGUGCUGCCCUUUGCGCAUCAGCUGCUGGCGCUCACGUAUUUGAGCGAGGGCGGGCCGUCCAGCCCCGAUGCCCUGCGUGCGUUACGAGCGGAGGCAGAGAAGCACGACCUACUUGACGCUCCGGCUGCGAUGGAGACAGCACCACGUAAAGAAAGUCAAUUGCUUUCUUCCGCGUCUUCUUCGUCCCCGUCGGGGAGAGCAUCCGCAUACGGCAAAGCGCUACUGGACCGACUCACCCCGGCUGGUGAGGAAGGGCUCGACCUCAGAAAUAUGGGAGACAACGCCGUCGUUGGAGGCUUCGGUGCGGACAUGAUGAUUCGAUCGGAAGGCAGGGCUGAGGGUGCAAACCUUGUGGUAGCGAAAGCUACUGCUGGGGGUGCCGCCGACGCCCUCGCUGCUGCUGCUGCUGCUGCGACUUCUCAACGCACUACCAGCCCGUCUUCUGCGAGCCAGCCCAGUGUGUUUGUCUCUUCGCAGCGUGUCACCUCCGUGGAACGUGUGACGGCCGUCGCAGCGAUGCUGAAAUCGCUGAACCCCGAUGCAGAGGUGCACGUCCUCUCCUCCAACCCGUCGCAGCUGGCGUCCGUAUAUCACUGGAAUGAGGUGCGUGCAGGCGUGCCGUUGGUCGGGGUGCACUACCCGGAGCAGCUGACGGAACUUGCUCCCCCGGCCACGCCGCUGUCAAGCGAAAAGGGGAGUAACUCAGCCGCCUCGAAGCGAAAGCCUUCGUGA
This is a messenger RNA of Leptomonas pyrrhocoris, 2296 nucleotides long. RefSeq lists its product as hypothetical. Gene Ontology annotation, molecular function: protein binding. The transcript has a single exon. The record is from RefSeq and is a predicted model, not a curated record. Bases 131 to 2296 code for a protein of 721 amino acids. Lineage: Eukaryota; Euglenozoa; Kinetoplastea; Trypanosomatida; Trypanosomatidae.